Molecule: messenger RNA, 4462 nt
Organism: Ictalurus furcatus (blue catfish)
Lineage: Eukaryota; Metazoa; Chordata; Actinopteri; Siluriformes; Ictaluridae
Gene: pelp1
Product: proline, glutamate and leucine rich protein 1
Exons: 17
Coding region: 185-3862 (1225 amino acids)
Biological process (GO): rRNA processing
Cellular component (GO): nucleus
Source: RefSeq, a predicted model, not a curated record
UGCACUACAUAGUGCAUACGCAUUCUAGCUAGUGCACUUAUACAGACAGUAGAGGAACGCUAUUUGGGAUUUGACCCUAUAGGACUACCGUGUAAACUUGGUUGACUUUGCGUCGCGGAUUAAUCGCGUCACCCGCUCCGAACUGCUUUGUCGAGUGACAUUGACGUAAUUCCGAGGCGGCAAGAUGGCUACGGCGGCUUGGCUGCAUGGCCCUAAGAAUGUGCGGCUAACUGAGGGUUUAGUGUCCGCGCUGAAAGAAGAGCGACCCGAAUAUUUACCUGCACUUUUAGCGAAUUAUCGGGAGCAUGGCGUGGUCGGGACGCAGAACUCUGGGACAGUGGGAGGACUUGUGGGCAUCAGUAACUCACGCCUCGGGUCCAGCAAAACAAGGUUCGAGGGUCUGUGCUUGUUGUCUAUGCUGGUGAAAGACAGCUCAAGUGAGGUGUUCCAGCAGCACUGCCUCUCAUGGCUUCGCUCUCUUCAGCAGAUCAUCCAGUCGCAGGCCCCUCUGCCCUCUGUGCAGUUGGCAGUGAGCGUGCUACAGGACGUGCUGCAGUACUCGUCUCAGCUGCCCGAGCUGGCCAGAGAAGUGGGCCUUAACUCCAUCCUGGGCAUUCUCACCUCUCUACUUGGCCUCAAGUCUGAAUGCCACCUGGCUGCCAUGGAGGGGAUGAUGGCUUGUAUGACCUAUUACCCUCGGGCAUGUGGAUCGCUAAAGGAAAAGCUGGGGGUUUAUUUCCUAUCUAAGAUGGACUCCGACAACCCUAAAGUGCAGGACGUGGCUUGUGAGUGUUACGGGUGGCUGCCUUGCCUGGGAGGUGUGCUCGAGCGUGGAGGAGGGGGACGCCGGGCUGAGGGAUGGACCAGUCAGGUGCACUGUCUUCUGGCAUCAGCCAACAGCAUUCUGGGACAGUUAUACCAGGGAAUAGAAACAGAAGAGACCAUACAGUAUGAAGGUCCAGGAGUAGAGCUGCCCUUUCCUCCACUGGACGAAGUUGAUCCACUGUUGAUUCUUCAGCUUCGCCAUCGCUACAGAGCAGUGUGCCUGGCUCUUAAACAUACACUCAGUGUUGAUCCAGCCACCUCAGUGCGUCUUCCCAUUCAGCAUGUCCUUAAUGUAGUGUGCCGUGCCCUGGCUGUCAGCAUUAAGAAUAUUAACGUCACAAGUGAAGGGUGUUUGAAGCUGCUGGUUUUGCCAUCAGUACAUAGUGACUCUUUGGAAGUGCUCUCUGCUCUAAUUAAAGCUGUGGGUGCUGGCCUGGUGCAGUAUUGUAACGUGUUGUCCAGGCUUUUCUCUCAGGCACUCUGUGCAUGGACGUCCUUGCCAGAGGCUAGCCUUGGUCAACAAAGAGCAUACAGUGCUGUACGAGUGGCCCUAUAUCGCACACUGGAAUUGUGGGUGCGUGUAGGCAGGGCCUCUUCCUCAGUACUGCAGGGAAGCUCCUCCCACUCAGAGCUGCUCUUUGCUCAUCUCAUUGGGGACAUUACACCAGGAACCGAGGCUGUAAAGCUUCGUGCGGGACAGACAGCAAUGUCUGAUCUGGUUGCUGCAGCUGGUAAGACGGGACCUCGACGGACAAAAGGAAUGGGUAUAGGAGAUCCAGGUGGAGUCUCACUGCAAAGAAAGGGUGAUGCAUUAGCCAAUCAGGAUACAUGUUUUGCAGCUCUACGAGUCCUUAGACAGAUCAUUUUGACAAGCGGCACACUCUUGAAAGAGGAUCUACAUAAGAAACUGCAGGAGCUGGUGGUGCCGCUGUGUGUGAAACUCCAGCAGCAGGCUCAGUACAGUAACUGGGAUGUGGGCAGUAUUGGUGGUCAGUAUGGCAGUGCUUCCCCACGCUGUGAGCUCUAUGCCCUACUGCUGGCUUUGGUGCUGGUCCCGUCUCCACGCUGGCCUGCUCCACUCUCCUGCGCUGUGCGUGUGUUCAGCCAAGGACGCAGAGACCAUAACAUCACUGUUUCUUCAUUCUGUGCCGAGGCAUUGACUAUAUGCAAUGCUCUGCUUCACCCACGUACACCGUCCAUCUCCCUCCCUCUACCUCCACUGACUCUGAAGCCGACCCCAGCUGCUUCUGUCCUCGCCCCUACUCAAAAUCCCUCUCUCUCCCUCCCUACACUAAUGGGGGCACCUGCCCCAGGGCCUUCCUUUGCUCCCAGACAUCCUCUGAGCUUAGGCCCUGCUUCACUCCUGGGCUCCUUGGAGAACCAUCUUCCCCUGGGUCCUCCUGUUCUUCCCACAUCAGUGGGUGCCACUGGAGCCCAAGGUGAUUUGCUACUCUCAUCCCCUGCCCAGGCAGCUGAGCUGGCAGGAUUGGCAGCACCCCCUGAAACCCAGCGGCAGGUGUUUUUGCGCUACGACAAAGAGGAACCUGAAGACGUGGAAAUCUCCUUGGAAAGCGAUUCGGAUGACAGCGUGGUUAUCAUGCCCCAGGGCAUGAUGCUGGAGAUGCAGGAAGGAGCUGCUAACACGCAGAGUCUCCCUCCACCAUCAGGCAGUGCCAUGCCUGUGCCAAAUGCUGGGCUGGGAAGUGAAGCAGGCCCUGUUGAAACCUCGCUCUCUAGCGAUCUCCCCACAUCCAUCGGGCAUCAGAUGCUGCCAGCUGAUGCCAACAACAUUAACUCCUUCCCAGGAUCUAGUCAAACAGAGCAGCUGGUCUCUCUGGUGCCACCUCUGAAUUCAAAUUCUGUGCCACUUGCAGUGUCCUCUGGUGCACUGGGUAAUUCAUUGCCUGCUGGUGCGCAGCUUCAGCAGAUGUUGAUGCAGCCUUCAACAGGUGGGCAGCCAAGUCAGCUUGGACUGUCCUUACACAUGCAACUCCAGAACCAACUAGUACAGUCCAGCCGUCAGCCUGCCGCCAGUGAGCAGGACCAGAACGUCAUCAACAUCAACAGCACGGAUGAUGAAGAGGAGGAAGAGGACGAGGAGAUGGAGGAUGAAGAUGAACUGGGCGAGGAGGAGGAAGAGGAAGAAGACCUGGAAGAGGACGAAGAGGAAGAGGAAGGCAGCGAUUUUCAUGAUGUGUACUACCCAGAAGCAGAUUUUGAGGCCUAUGAUGAUGAAGGGGAGGAGAUGGAGGAAGAAGAUGAUGAGGAGGAUGACGAGGAAGAUAUCCAGCAGUUGGAUGCAGACAACCGGAGGGAUGUGAUUGGUGCAGAGGAGCGGGAAGUAAUGAUUGAAGGGCAAGAAGAGAGGGGGGUAGGCACGUUCCCCAUGGAGGGUGAAAGACCGGUAGAAGGAGGAAUUGAGGAAAUGAAGGCAGUGCAGAGCAUCUAUGAGGAGGAGGGAAUAAAGGACAAAGGGAGCAUAGAAGAGAUCGAGAACAUUGGUGCUGUAGAGAGGAACGAAAGUGUGGUAGGAGAGCAGCAAAUAGAGACUCUCGUGAUUGGUGCAGAGGGAGAGCAAAGCGAAGAAAAUGCCUCUGUUGAUGCAGCCGAUCAGGAAGUGCAGCCACAAGAACAGGAAGGAUCUCAAUCAGAGUCAGUGGUGACCCCAGAGGAUUCUGGGAUAUCUCCAGGGGGGCAGGAGCAGGAGGUGGCUGUAGAGGUCCGAGAUAAUGAGCCAAGUGCAAAGGCAGAACAAGAGGAGAUACCCAAUCCAAGCACAGCAACCACGUCAGAGGACACUGCACUACAACAAGUAGUGGAGACAGCAGAGAAAGAGGUGGUUGAAGGCACAAAGGUGGAGGAGGAAGAGGCACGAGGGACAAAGAGGAAACUGGAGGACCAAGAAGAAGGAGAGGUGUCUGAACAGAACAGUGAGAAGAAAAAGCUGGAUGAUGAGGCCAUGGCUUCCAUGUUGGCUGACUUUGUGGACUGCCCCCCAGAUGAUGAGGACCGCAGUGCCUCUCACUCGCAUUCUUAAAGUAAAACCAUCUCCUAGAGCCGUAAUUCAUUUGUUGAUGUCAUGGACUCCAGACCUUUCCCUCCUAAGGUUCAUGAAUCAUUAAUUACGUACAGAUAUAAUUCAAUUAAACUUGAAACCUUUUAUCAACUGUAAUUAUCAAGUUAACGGUUUCUAUCUGUGAUACAGCCAUGAUCCCCCUGUGAUAUGAUUUAAGAUACACUCUUUAAUGGUAUUAUAAGUGUUUUUCUGACUUAAAUGUUAGAACUGAUUGUUUUACCAUCCAAACGGCUGGUCAGUGUUUUGUUUAAAUUACUUCUCACAGAGCAACCAGCAAUGUUCCCUGUGUGAGGGAAGAUGUACAGACAGAUCUCUUUGUGUUCUGAACAUGGGUUGCAUGCCUUCAGCCUUCUUACUUAACCUUACGAUUGGAGUACUUUCCUUCUCUGUAAUAUUUACACUAAAGAACUUUGGAUCUCCAUGUGGAAGAUGAUAUGGUUAUUGUAGUUUGUAUGGGUUUUUUUCCUCAUAUUUCAAUUUUUUUGUACUGUCAUCUGUUACACAUGCUUAUUUUCUGUUAAUUGGUCGCAAAAGACAAUUAAAAGCAAAAAAAUUUCCAAA